AUGGCCUCAUUAGUGGUUUCAUUAAUGUGGUUUCAUCCGGGAAAUUUAAAUGAUACUAACGAAUCUAAAGCAGCGAUGCAAGCAAUAGAUUUCUGGAACAGCUGGUUUUUAAACCCGAUAUUUUCUAAAGAAGGUGACUAUUUCAACAUAAUAGAAGACAGAAUUUCAAUGCAUUUACCAAAGGCCUGA
Cotesia congregata is the source of this 189-nucleotide messenger RNA. The record is from the annotation of a GenBank genome assembly. Lineage: Eukaryota; Metazoa; Arthropoda; Insecta; Hymenoptera; Braconidae.